Molecule: messenger RNA, 3622 nt
Organism: Cuculus canorus (common cuckoo)
Lineage: Eukaryota; Metazoa; Chordata; Aves; Cuculiformes; Cuculidae
Gene: NFYB
Product: nuclear transcription factor Y subunit beta
Exons: 8
Coding region: 2195-2812 (205 amino acids)
Biological process (GO): regulation of transcription by RNA polymerase II
Cellular component (GO): CCAAT-binding factor complex; nucleus
Molecular function (GO): protein heterodimerization activity; DNA-binding transcription activator activity, RNA polymerase II-specific; RNA polymerase II cis-regulatory region sequence-specific DNA binding
Source: RefSeq, a predicted model, not a curated record
GGGGUGCGAGCGCCCCGCGUUGUGAGCCCGGGGGAAGCGGCGCGCCUCACUCUUGAGGGAGCGGGAGGAGGGCAGCGCUCCCGGCCCGCGCCUCGCUCUGUGCGGCCGGUGGGUGUUUGUGUCUUAUUUGGGGUACCGGGGCGCCUGGUGAGCCCCCCCCCGCCGCCUUCCCGCCGUGCGAGGAGGUGCCCGCCCCGGCUCCAUUUUGCGGCCUAGGCCGCUGCCCCCGGGUGACUGGUGACCCCGCGGGGCGCAGGGCUAGUGGGGUCGGAAGGGGACCGGGCGCAGCGUUUUCCUGGGGAUGUGGGGAAAGAAAGCCUGGGAAGUGCGGUGUGUGGAUAGAGUGGCCUUCCCAGGUAUAUCCUGUAGCCAAUUCUGGGUUCCCCAGCAUUAGGACAUGGAGCUGUUGGAAUGGGUCCAGAGGAGGCCACGAAAUGACCCGGUCAGAGGGCAGGAGCAGCUCUGCUUUUAGGACAGGUUGAAAGAGUUGGGGUUGUUCAGCCUGGAGAAAAGAAUGCUCUUGGGAGACCUUAUAGCGACUUUCCAGUACCUGAAGGGGCUACAGGGCAGCUCGGGACGGACUAUUUACAAGGGCAUGUAGUGAUAGGUUGAUGGGGAAUGGCUGUAGAUUGGAAGGGGGAAGAUUUAAAUUAGACAUUAGGAAGAAAGUCUUCACGAUGUGGGUGGUGAGGCACUGGUGCAGGUUGCCCAGGGAAGUUGUGGCUGCCCCAUCCAUGGAAAUGUUGAAGGUUGGAUGGGGCCUUGGGCAGCCUGAUCUAGUGGGAGGUGUUCCUGCCCAGAGCAGGGAGUUGGAACUGGAUGAUGUUUAAGGUUCCUUCCAACCCAAACCAUUCUGUGAUUCUGUGAGUGAUGGGGGGACGUGGCUUUGUGGUGGCCGCGCCUUUCGACGUGCAUGGGUGUGGGGGGCUGUCUCUGUUCCCUUUUGUCUUGGCCUGUGCAGCGCUGCAGCCCACAGAGCCCCCUCCCCUUGCCGUGGGAAUGAGGGGCCCUGGUCUCAAGCUGGCCCUCGCCACCGGUGUUUCUGCUGAGACUGAAAUUUCCUGGAAGGCCCGGCGGUGUUUUGCCGGGAUAAGGAGUGUAGAGCUCACCUCGAAUGCUGUGUUUGGUUUUGGGCUGCUCACUCCAAGGACAUUGAAGUGCUGGCGUGUGUGCAGAGAAGGGCAAUGAAGCUCAUCAAGGGGGCUGGAGAACAAGUCCUAUGAGGAGCAGGUGAGGGAACUGGAGUUCUUUAGUCUAGUAAAAAGGAGACUGAGGGGACCCCUUAUUUGUCACUGUCUAUAACUACCUCAAAGGAGGUUGUGGCAAGGUGGGUGGUGGUCUGUUCUCCCAAAUGACCGGUGAUAGGAUGAGAGGGAAUGGCCUCAAGUUGCACUAGGGGAGGUUCAGUUUAGACAUCAGGAAAAAGUUCUUCACCGAAAGGGUUAUCAGGCAAUGGAAAAAGCUGCCUAGGGGAGAGGUUGAGUCAACUUCCCUGGAGCUGUUUAAAAAAUGUGCAGAGGAAGGUGCUGAGGUUUAGUAGUGGACGGGUACAGUUGAACUUGAUCUCAAAGGUCUUUUCCAACCAAACGAUUCAAUGAGAGUGUCCAGGUUAUGGUGUGGGCGGCUGAGUCUGGGCAUGGCACUUUGUGGGGAGGGAUACAAGGCAGUGGCGUGCAGGAGUGUUGUCCCAAAUCUACAGGAGGGCUCUGGCUAAAAGCUCCCAGGCAGCAGGCAGGUACAGGUGUGCAACCUCUCCUGCUCACAUGUAUGGGAGUUUACCCGGUCCAGCAUGGAAACUGCAGCCAAGGCAAUUUACAAUAAAGAUGCUGUAUAACUGGGAACGCGUUGCCUUAUUUGAUUGGAAAACAAGGAGUCACGAUACAUGAGGUGUCUUGGAACAGAGGCGAGCUAAGUGCAAGGAAGACUUGGAGGCUAUUUGUGUAGAUGGGAAGGUUUGCCCCCCAUGCCCCUGCGCUGGCAGCUGUUGCACAGUUGAAGGAGGUGAAAUGAGAGAGUGAGAUUGAUUGGGUGGCACAGCCAAGCAGCAUCGACGGCUUGUCCUGUAACAUGACAGGCACGUUCUAAGGGGUUUUAACAUUACAUUUUUAUGGAUCUGCUGGAAUGAUGUCCUGUGUCCCCUGAAUGCAUUUAUCAGUUGGUGUUUCCUGCUGACAAGACACUGCUUUGCUGCCAGAUGGAUGGUGAUAGCUCCACAACGGAUGCUUCUCAGUUAGGAAUUGCUGGAGAUUACAUGGGUGGCAGCCACUAUGUGAUACAGCCUCAUGAGGACACAGAGGACAGUAUGAAUGAUCACGAAGAUACAAAUGGCUCAAAAGAGAGUUUUAGAGAACAAGAUAUAUAUCUUCCAAUUGCAAAUGUAGCAAGGAUAAUGAAAAAUGCCAUACCCCAAACAGGAAAGAUUGCUAAGGAUGCAAAGGAAUGUGUGCAAGAGUGUGUAAGUGAAUUCAUCAGCUUUAUAACGUCAGAAGCAAGUGAGAGGUGUCACCAAGAGAAAAGAAAGACCAUCAAUGGAGAGGAUAUUCUCUUUGCCAUGUCUACCCUGGGGUUUGAUAGCUAUGUUGAACCUUUGAAGUUAUACCUCCAAAAAUUCAGAGAGGCAAUGAAAGGAGAAAAGGGAAUUGGGGGGACAGUUACAACUGGAGAUGGUCUAAGCGAAGAGCUCACAGAGGAAGCAUUUACUAACCAGUUGCCAGCAGGCUUAAUAACAACAGACGGCCAACAGCAGAAUGUUAUGGUCUAUACAACAUCAUAUCAACAGAUCUCUGGUGUUCAACAAAUUCAAUUCUCAUGAUUUGAAGAAAACUUUGGAUCUGGGAACACGAGAUGGAAAAGCCGUGAAUCUCUAACGAAGAGGCAGUUUUAAUGACUGGUGAAGAGAUUUAUCUCUUUGUAUAUUAAAUAGCUGUAAUGUAGCUACCAGAAGGCUUGACUAAUUAAGGUGUGAAUUCUGACUCAAAUCUUUUUCAUGAUGAUUUUAAAAAAAAAAUUGGAUUUUAAAGGUAUUAAAGUAUUUUUGUUUUGUACAAGAGUUUGUUGCUCUGUAUAACUCCUGUAUGCAUUGUAUAUUGCAAUUUAUUACUGUCAGAGAUUUGUAGACAGUUUCUUAUUUUCAUAUUGAAUCGUUACUUUUGUAAUUCAGGUAAACAGCUGGGUUAAUUCAUGUUUACCCUUCGAAUAAAAUUGUAAGGGUAAAGUUCAUUUUUGAAUGCAAGUUGCCUUUAUUAUAAAGAUUGAGUUGGUCUUGAUGAUGUAACUUGUCUUGCAUGACGACCUCAACUGACUUUACAUGUCAGGAUAUUUAUUGAACUUUUGAAAGGGACUUUUUCCUCAUGAACCAAGCAGCUCAAAAGAAUUGCUAAAACUGUUUUUUUUAAAUGUAAUUUCAGAAUUAAAAGUGAAUCAAAACCAACCAAUGCUCUACUACAUUUAGAGCCUCAGAGCUUAUCAGCACUGUUGAUGAAAACACUGACUGUGUGUGACACAGGUCUUCAUUUCAUUUGUUUUUUCAGUUGCAUUAACUCUCCUGAGAUGGACUUUGAUAUAUUUAAGGUAGUCUUUGUGCUACUGAAAGAACUCUUCCUUUUUAUGUAUGGUUUUUAGC